AUGCCUGCUUCUGCUCUAUUUCGGUCCCAACGGGAACUCGCGGACGCGUUAGAAAAGAACCCUCCCAAGAUCAGCCCUGAGCCCAAGACUGUGGCCGUCUGCGCCUCUUGGUUCCUACCUAACGAUGAACGCACCGGAAUCCAAGUCUUCCGGGAUAUGCGCAUCCCGAAAGCAAGAUUCUUCGAUCUUGACAAGGUCAUUGAUAAGCGGUCCCCUUACCCUCACAUGCUCCCCGGGGCAAAGGAGUUCGCCCUCGCAAUGAGCGAGAUUGGUGUUCGUCGAGACGACACCGUCGUCGUGUACGACAGCAAGGAGCUUGGCAUCUUUAGCGCACCAAGGCUAUGGGUAGAAGGCGGGUUUCCUACCGAAUCUGGUGAAUUGUACAGCGUAGACUGCUGCACCUAUCCUAUCCAUGCCAUUGAAGAGGCCAAGGUUGCCUCCUUUGAAGAGGUCAAGGAACUCGCCCUUAACCACGGAAAGGAGGGCUCAGAGGGUGUUCAGAUCCUCGAUGCUCGACCCACCGGGCGCUGGACCGGGAAGGACCCUGAGCCACGGCCUGGCCUCUCCUCCGGACACAUGCCCGGCUCCAUCAGCAUGCCCUUCAAUGCGCUCCUGGACCCUGAAACCAAGGCUUUCCUCGAGCCAGAGAAGCUUCGACAAAUCUUCGAACAAAAGGGCGUGGACCCAGAAAAGCCCAUCCUCUCUAGCUGCGGCACUGGUGUAACCGCCUGCGUCAUCGAAACCGCUCUCGACAUUGCGGGCUAUGGUACUCCUGAAUCUAGGAGGGUGUAUGAUGGCAGCUGGACCGAGGAGAAGGAGUGGCAGCCCGUCACCAAGCUCGGCCGUCUCGUGAAGGCUGGCAAGAUCAACAGCAUGGAGGAGAUCUACCUCCACUCUCUCCCCAUCAAGGAGUACCAGAUCGUCGAUACCUUCCUCCCCAAGCUCAAGGAUGAGGUUAUGAAGAUCAAGCCCGUCCAGAAGCAGACCCGUGCCGGUCAGCGCACCCGUUUCAAGGCCAUCGUCAUCAUUGGUGACGCCGAGGGCCACGUCGGUCUCGGUAUCAAGACCUCCAAGGAAGUCGCUACCGCCAUCCGCGCCGCCAUCAUCAUCGCUAAGCUCAGCGUCAUCCCCGUCCGUCGUGGUUACUGGGGUGCCAACCUCGGUCAACCCCACUCUCUUCCCUGCAAGCAGAGCGGCAAGUGCGGUUCCGUCACCGUUCGUCGAUUCCUCCAGCUCGCUGGUGUCGACGAUGCCUACACCUCGUCCGCCGGUUCUACCAAGACUCUCGAGAACACUCUCAAGGCCACCUUCACCGCCGUCUCCAACACCUACGCCUUCCUCACGCCCAACCUGUGGCAGGAGACCAAGCUCGUCAGGAGUCCUCUGGAGGAGUUUGCCGACACUCUCCGGGAAAAGCGUUUCUAA
Parascedosporium putredinis is the source of this 1425-nucleotide messenger RNA. Lineage: Eukaryota; Fungi; Ascomycota; Sordariomycetes; Microascales; Microascaceae. The record is from the annotation of a GenBank genome assembly.